GGUGCCCCUGAGGUAGACUGUGGUGGCACCAGGUAGGGACAGAUGGGUACUGUCAGUGUCCCAUAGAUAAGGUCAUCCUAAUACCUGUCCCUGAAAAGUGCCCCCCCCCCGGAGAGGUUCCAACGCAAACCCACAGUCCAGUCCAGGAGGCUGCAUAACCAUAGACGCCAUGUCCUUAGGGUGGACCCAGUUUUUACACAGCAAGUCUCAUAUCCCGAGAAACCCAUCACAGGCAACCCAGUGUCGGAAAGCCCCACCUGGGACCUGGGCCAGAGGACACGGAGGAAGCAGUCAUUGGUCCUCUGCUGAGGGCUGCUUUCAGUGUGGGGAGGAGCAGGGCAGAACAGCUCCUGAGAGCUAGCAAGCCCAGCCUAGGUCUCCCCUGCAGGUCUUUUCCAGGCCUUGGGGCCAUACCCAGCAUUCUGUCCUUUUUAGUGUCCACGCUGCGGGUAUGAACAUCCUGUGGGUGAGAUCUGUUCACCUCCAGUGUGAGCCCACUUUCCUGCCGUGCCUUUCCUCUUUUCCUGGAUGUACAGCUACUGGAAACGUGUGCGCCUGCCUUCACCCUCGUUCCAGUUCUCUCCACCCCUCUCCCCUCCCCCUGCCCUUUGCCCUCCCAGCGGCAUCUGGACAAGCCCCAGCAAGAAGCAACAGUCGCACCAUGGUUCCUCAGGCUCGCCGCUGGCUGGUGUUUUUCUGCUUUCUGCUCCAGCUUCAGGGACCCCUAGGAACUGUAGUUUUUGUAACCCAGGAGGAAGCACACAGUGUCCUCCACAGGCAAAGACGCGCCUAUGCGUUCCUGGAGGAGCUGUGGCCGGGUUCCCUGGAGAGAGAAUGCCUGGAGGAGCAGUGCUCCUUUGAGGAAGCCCGAGAGAUCUUCAAGAGCACGGACAGAGCAAAGCAGUUCUGGAUUGUGUACACAGAUGGGGACCAAUGCGCCUCGAACCCAUGCCAGAACGGGGGCACCUGCCAGGACCACCUCCAGUCUUACAUCUGCUUCUGCCUCAUAGACUUCGAGGGCCGGAACUGUGAGAAGAACAAGAAUGAGCAGCUGAUCUGUGCCAAUGAUAACUGUGGCUGUGACCAGUACUGCACUGACCAUCCAGGGACUAAGUGCACCUGCCACUGCCAUGAGGACUAUGUGUUGCAGCCUGAUGGGGUGUCCUGCAAACCAAAAGUUGAGUAUCCAUGUGGGAAAAUACCUGUUCUGGAAAAAAGAAAUUCCAGUGGCCCUCAAGGCAGGAUUGUGGGAGGCAAGGUGUGCCCCAAAGGGGAGUGUCCAUGGCAGGCUGUGCUGAAAAACAGUGGGUUACUGCUGUGCGGGGCCAUCCUAUUGGACAGUACAUGGAUCGUGUCUGCAGCCCACUGUUUCGAUACUAUCAGGAGCUGGAAGAACAUAACAGUGGUGAUGGGUGAGCAAGACUUCAGCGAGAAGGAUGGGACCGAGCAGGUACGAUGGGUCAGACAGGUCAUUAUUCCUAACAAGUACAUCCCAGGCAAGAUCGACCACGACAUUGCCCUGCUCCGUCUCCACCAACCUGUGACCUUCACUGACCACGUGGUACCCCUGUGUCUGCCUGAAAGGGCCUUCUCCGAGAGAACCCUCUCCAGAAUCCGCUUCUCAAGGGUCAGUGGCUGGGGCCAGCUGCUGGACCGCGGGGCCACAGCCCUGGAGCUCAUGGCUGUUGAAGUGCCCCGGAUGAUGACUCAGGACUGCCUGGAACAUGCCAAGCACAGUCCCAGCACCCCCCAGAUCACUGACAACAUGUUCUGCGCUGGCUAUAUGGAUGGCACGAAGGAUGCCUGUAAAGGUGACAGCGGCGGCCCCCAUGCCACACACUACCGUGGCACCUGGUACCUGACAGGUGUGGUCAGCUGGGGCGAGGGCUGUGCAGCUGUUGGCCAUGUUGGAGUGUACACCAGGGUCUCCAGGUACACAGAAUGGCUGAUCAAGUUCAUGAACUCCAAGCCCCGGAUUGGGAUUUUUCGAGUCGAGCUGCUCUAACUCCUUGGACAGCCCAGCCUUUCCCGAGGAGGAAGCUGCUGCUGUGUAGAGCUGUUUUGUAUCAAAUCCUAUGGAGUCUCCUGCUAUUCUUGGGGGUGGGGAAGGGGAAAGAGAUGAAGAGAUAAAGGGAGCAGAAAGAGAUAUCAGAGAGAGGAAAACAGGGAGAGAAACAGAAAGAGGGAUCUGAAUGAGAAACUAACAAAGACACUCAGGGACUGGAUGGUAGAGCCACAGAUGGGCAGCCCAAAGGGGCAUGGUGGUCCUGAGGGAGAUGAGGUCCAGCCCUUGCUGCUGCCUCCCUGCAGCUGCCUCCCAUCUGCAUGUGCUCUGCCUGCAGUGCUGCAGUGUGCACACGUGCAUGUAGAAUGUGUGCGCGCAUGCAUGUGUGUGCACUCACAAUGUGUACAUCAUCUGCACUGUCGUUCCCUUUCAUUUCUUUCCUUUUUUGCAUGAGUACCCCGUCUUUAUUUCAAUUAAAUGAGAAACACUU
Messenger RNA from Microtus ochrogaster (prairie vole), 2495 nucleotides. RefSeq names its product coagulation factor VII (gene F7). Lineage: Eukaryota; Metazoa; Chordata; Mammalia; Rodentia; Cricetidae. Gene Ontology annotation, molecular function: serine-type endopeptidase activity; calcium ion binding. Gene Ontology annotation, biological process: proteolysis; blood coagulation. The record is from RefSeq and is a predicted model, not a curated record. Gene Ontology annotation, cellular component: extracellular region.